Messenger RNA from Melospiza georgiana, 2676 nucleotides. RefSeq names its product minichromosome maintenance 10 replication initiation factor (gene MCM10). The transcript has 19 exons. The record is from RefSeq and is a predicted model, not a curated record. The coding region runs from base 1 to 2676 and encodes 891 amino acids. Gene Ontology annotation, biological process: DNA replication initiation; DNA replication. Lineage: Eukaryota; Metazoa; Chordata; Aves; Passeriformes; Passerellidae. Gene Ontology annotation, cellular component: nucleus; replication fork protection complex. Gene Ontology annotation, molecular function: single-stranded DNA binding; DNA replication origin binding.
AUGCGCGGGAAGGGGUGGGGCCGCUCCGAAUUCUGGCGGGUACUGGCGGCGGGCGCGGCGGUGAGCGGGGAGCGUGAUGAUGACUUGGAUCUGCUGGCUUCUCUUCUGGAAGAAAAUGAAGCACCUGAGGAGGGGAAUUCUCCUGAGGAGGAAGAUGCUCCCGAGGAUGAGGAUGGAGAACCAGAUGAGUACGAUGAGCUCUUUGAUGCAGAAGAUGAUGCAUCCUACACCGAGGAGGCUGAUGCUGAGGACAGCACGACUGAUGAGCAGAAGGAGAACUUGGCUAUGCUGUUUGGAGAUGUAGAGGACCUGGUGGAAGAGGAGGAGGCAGAGAAAGCUGUCCCCACUUCAGCUCCCAGUCAGGCAAAGGAGAAAACCAAUGAAGAACUGCAAGCUGAGCUGAGAAAAUUGCAAGAGCAGAUGAAGACGUUACAGGAGCAGUUGCAGAAGACUGCUCUUGGGCAGCAAUCCAGUUCAGGCCCUGAGAAGAAAACCCCUGGUAAAUCUCCCUGUCCACCCUUAAAGGAAAGGAAAGUUCAGAAGCUGCAAGAGUCACCAUGCUUCUCAGCCCAGCUGGGCAAUCCUUUACCACCAGCCAAGCAAGGAAGGCAGAAAUCAAAAGCAACCUCAGCAGAGAACAAGAUUCCUCCUCCACGGCAAGUCCUCAGUCUGGCAUUCCAGCCUCUCCAGUCUGCUGUGGGGAACACCCCCAGUAAGGUGGCCAGAGAGAAGACUCCUCAGGUGCCUGCAUGCUCCAGCACAACCACACAGCCAGUGUCUGUAGAAACCUUCUCAGGACUGAGAUUAAGAAAACCCCGGGUGUCUUCAGCGGAAAUGGACAGGAAAAUGGCCAACAGGAAACUCAUCCGACUGUCUCAGCUGAAGAACAAGCUUGCUACUGAGAAUCUGGAGGAAAUAGACUGGGUAACAUUUGGAGUCAUAGUGAAGAAGGUCACUCCUCAGAGUGCAAAUAAUGGCAGGACCUUCAGCAUCUGGCGGCUCAACGACCUGCGCGACCUCAACGAGUGCGUCUCGCUCUUCCUCUUCGGCGAGGUCCACAAGGAGCACUGGAAGACUGAGCAAGGCACAGUCGUUGGCCUGCUCAAUGCCAACCCCAUGAAACCUAAAGAAGGCUCAGAUGAGGUGUGUCUGUCCAUUGACCAUCCCCAGAAGAUCCUCCUCAUGGGAGAAGCUCUGGAUAUGGGCACCUGCAAAGCCAGGAAGAAGAAUGGUGAUCCCUGUGCACAGAUUGUGAACCUGAAUGACUGUGAAUACUGUCAGUACCACAUCCAGUCCCAGUACAAGAAGCUCAGCUCGAGGCGGGCAGAUCUGCAGUCCACUUUCUCUGGGGGCCGCGUUCCCAGAAAAGCCGCUCGGAAAAAUCCCACUUUGAAGGAGAGGCUGUGCCAGGAUGGGUUUUACUAUGGAGGAGUCUCUUCAGCAGCAUAUGCAGCCUCAGUUGCUGCAGCUGCUGUGCCAAAAAGGAAGGUUCAAACCACUCUCUCCAAUCUGGUCGUGAAAGGAUCUGAUGCAAUUGUCCAGGAAACCAGGCAGAAAAUUGGUGCAGCAAAGAGACCCAUGCAGUGUUCUGAAGAGUUCAGGGAACUGCUGGCACAGCCAACUUUUGGGGCACGAAACCUCUGCAAACACUGGACCAAAACAGAUGCUGAAAAGAAGCAAGGGGCAGAUUUCCAGUCUAUCUCUGCUUCAGCACUGCUCAAGCAACAGAAACAGAAAUUGCUGGAGGCCAGAAAAAAGCGAUCUGAAGAGAUUCAGAGGCGGUUUCUCCAGAACACAAGUAAAGCCAGCACUCCUGCUCUCCCAUCCUCCUCCAAACAGACUUCCCUCCAUUCCCCAGUGCCUGGGGCAGAGUUUCCCAAAGCUGCAAAAAUGUCAACUCCUCAAAGGCCCAGGCUAGGCACAGGCUUCUCAGAAGGAGAAGAUAUCCUCUUCUUUGACAAGUCUCCUCCUCCAAGGCCAAAGCUGGACAGCUUGGCAGAAGCCAAAAAGCUGGCUGCCAUCCGGCGACUGCGAGCAAAAGGCCAGAUCCUCCCCAGAGCAGACCCAAACAGCACCAAGAGGAAACGGGCUGAUGCUGAGGAUGUCCUGGAAAUUGUUGAAAGGGUUGAGAAAAAUGUUGCUCAGCCACAAGGUGCAGAAGCAGACGGUGAAAUGGAUGAACUGGAACCUGCCCUAAAGAAACGGCGUGAGCAGCUGGCCUAUCUGGAGUCAGAAGAAUUCCAGAAAAUCCUGAAGGCCAAGUCCAAGCACACAGAUGUCCUAAAAGAGGUUGAGGCUGAACUGCAGGAGAAAUACUUUCAGCCCUUGGUGAAAAAGGAAGAACUGGAGGAGAAGAUGAGGAACAUUAAAGCAGUGAAAUGCCGAGUUGUGACAUGUAAAACAUGUAAUUACACCUAUUUCAAGCCUCUGGAGACCUGUGUGCAGGAUAACCACAACUACCUCUGGCAUGAUGCCAUCAAGAGAUUUUUCAAAUGUCCUUGUGGAAGCAGAGCUAUUUCCCUUGACAGGCUUCCCAAAAAGCCCUGCAGUAACUGUGGCCUCUUCAAGUGGGAGCGAGAUGGGAUGCUAAAGGAGAAAAAAGGUCCGAAGAUUGGUGGAGAAACACUUUUACCAAGAGGAGAAGAACAACCAAAAUUUCUCAACAGUCUUAAGUGA